UUUCCAAAUCAGUUGAAAAGUAGGUCGGGUCGGUUAGGUGGGUGGGUGGGUGGGACGGAGAAGCGUUUUGUAAGCAGCCUUGUUUUCUUAGUUCCGUUCCCACCGCGUCCAAAAAAGUAAACGCGUUUAAUGGAUGCGGACCGGGAGCUACCGGACACCACUCUACCAAGUCUACCGCUCCGCCCAACCCCACGUGCCUUUUUCCGGCUUUGACCGAUUGCGAAAAUUUUGGUUCCUCCAUCUCUUCCCCACCUUGAUUCGUAAUAAUAUAGCUUCUUCGUCCCUCCCUCCAAAAGCUCUCUUUCUUCUUCUUCUCCUCCUCCCUCUCCUCGAUCUCCUGCUCUCUUGAUUCGUAUAGAGCUUCUUCGUCCCUCCCUCCAAAGCUCUCUUCUUCUUCUCCUCCCUCUCCUGAUCUCCUUUACUCUCUCCUCGGCCUCAUUCCGGAUCUCCAGGGUUCCGUUUCUCCCUCUCGCUCUUCGCGGAUUUGUCCGGUUCGUUUUUUUUCCCGAAUCUCCUCGCGUCCUGCCUUCUUUUGAGGCUGAUUCUGCUGCGCUUUUGGAUUUCGCAUUGCUUUGAAUCCGGAAUUCCUUGUUUUCCGAUGUGUUGGUGAAGAAAUGUGGCCUCCUUUUUGUGAAAAGUCGCGAGUUUUCUGUGCAGAUCGCGGAGGUUUCCUUCGACAAAAGCCGAAUCAAUGGACGGGGUACGCGAGAGGAUGGGCCUGCGGAAGGUGGAGUCGCGCGCUUCCAUUACGGAGGCGGACGACCUCGACCUUUCGCGGCUGCUACAACGGCCGAGGCUAAAGCUCGAGCGGAAGAGGUCGUUCGACGAGCGAUCGCUCAGCGAUCACGCCGCGGCGGGGAGCCUCCGGCCGGUCGACAGCUACGAGAGCAUGCUGUCCCUCGGCGCAAUGAGGUCGGUGCUGGACACGCCGACCUCCUCUGCCCACAACUCGUUCGAGCCGCAUCCCAUGGUCGCCGAGGCCUGGGACGCCCUCCGGAGGUCGAUAGUGCUCUUCCGCGGGCACCCGGUUGGCACGAUCGCCGCCUACGAUCACGCCUCGGAAGAGGUCCUUAACUAUGAUCAGGUAUUCGUCCGCGACUUCGUGCCAAGUGCUCUGGCUUUCCUGAUGAACGGGGAACCCGACAUCGUCAAGAACUUCCUCUUGAAGACGCUCCAGCUUCAAGGCUGGGAGAAGAAGAUCGAUCGGUUCAUGCUUGGCGAAGGAGUGAUGCCAGCGAGCUUCAAGGUGAGCCACGAUCCCAUCAGGAAGACCGACAACCUCACCGCAGAUUUCGGCGAGAGUGCAAUCGGAAGGGUCGCCCCUGUCGACUCUGGUUUCUGGUGGAUCAUCCUUCUCCGCGCCUACACGAAGUCCACCGGCGACUCAACCCUGGCGGAAUCGCCCGAGUGUCAGAGGGGGAUGAGGCUCAUUCUAGCUUUGUGUUUGUCCGAAGGCUUCGACACCUUCCCCACCUUGCUCUGCGCAGAUGGGUGCUCCAUGAUCGAUCGGAGAAUGGGAAUCUAUGGCUAUCCCAUAGAAAUCCAAGCCCUGUUCUUCAUGGCGUUGAGGUGCGCUCUGUCGAUGCUGAAGCAAGACGCGGAGGGGAAGGAGUUCAUAGCGAGGAUAGUGAAGCGCCUGCACGCGCUGAGCUACCACAUCCGGAGCUACUUCUGGAUCGACUUCCAGCAGCUGAAUGACAUCUACCGCUACAAGACGGAGGAGUACUCCCACACCGCCGUCAACAAGUUCAACGUUAUCCCCGACUCCAUCCCCGACUGGAUUUUCGACUUCAUGCCGGCGCGCGGCGGGUACUUCAUCGGCAACGUCAGCCCGGCGAGGAUGGACUUCCGGUGGUUCGCACUCGGCAACUGCGUCGCCAUCCUGUCCUCGCUGGCCACCCCGGAACAGUCCGUGGCCAUCAUGGACCUGCUCGAAGAACGUUGGGACCAACUGCUCGGCGAAAUGCCGCUGAAGAUUGCGUACCCUGCUCUGGAGAGCCGCGAGUGGCAGAUCGUGACGGGCUGCGACCCCAAGAACACCAGAUGGAGCUACCACAACGGAGGAACGUGGCCUGUCUUGCUGUGGCUGUUCACCGCAGCGUGUAUAAAGACGGGGCGGCCGCAGAUUGCGCGGAGGGCGAUCGAUCUCGCGGAGAACAGGCUGUCGAAGGACGGGUGGCCGGAAUACUACGACGGGAAGCUGGGGCGGUACAUCGGCAAGCAGGCGAGGAAGUUCCAGACGUGGUCGAUCGCAGGGUAUUUGGUCGCCAAGAUGAUGCUGGAAGACCCUUCGCACCUGGGCAUGAUCUCUCUGGAGGAGGACAAGGCCAUGAAGCCUCCCAUAAAGAGGUCAGCUUCGUGGACCAUUUGAAGACGGCAGCUUGGAAAGAGUUCGUUCCUUGGCACCAAUUCUUUGACAGCAAUUCAUUCUUCUUCAUCCCUCAGCAGCAAGACAUCCUACACGUAUCAGUCGCCCUAUAUGUAUAGUAGUAGUAUGGAAUCAAUCAUACAUCAAAUUUAUCUGCAGUAGAAGAAGCAGGUUAGGCUCUGCA
This is a messenger RNA of Musa acuminata AAA Group (dessert banana), 2552 nucleotides long. RefSeq names its product probable alkaline/neutral invertase D. The record is from RefSeq and is a predicted model, not a curated record. NCBI's taxonomy places the organism in Eukaryota, Viridiplantae, Streptophyta, Magnoliopsida, Zingiberales, Musaceae. Gene Ontology annotation, biological process: sucrose catabolic process. Gene Ontology annotation, molecular function: sucrose alpha-glucosidase activity; endo-alpha-N-acetylgalactosaminidase activity. The transcript has 4 exons. The coding region runs from base 692 to 2371 and encodes 559 amino acids.